This is a messenger RNA of Drosophila virilis, 11470 nucleotides long. The record is from RefSeq and is a predicted model, not a curated record. NCBI's taxonomy places the organism in Eukaryota, Metazoa, Arthropoda, Insecta, Diptera, Drosophilidae.
CUAGAUGAAGAAGAAGAGUCGGAGUAACGCGCAGUGUGAAACGCGUUUAAAGGUGUUAAAACAACAAAUAAAUUGUAAAAAAAUUGUUUUGUGCACUGUUCUCAAGUGCAGCUUACGCAAUAUCCUAAAAUGUAAUGGUGAAACGUGUUAGUUAUAGCUUAAAAUGUAGUUUUAAAAUUUAUCUUAUUAGCGUGUUGGUAAAAAUGGAAAACACAUAGGACGUGAAAGUGGAAACGUUUAUUUAAGCAGGCAGCAAACGUUUAAACAACGCCGCGUUUCACAACUACCAAACCUGCAAGCCAAAUUACAGUGCGUUCGUUUCGAAUUUGUGAAAAUGUGAAAAAAAAACACCAAAACAAGCAAGUGCAUGCAAAACGAAAUUCAAGUGCCGAAAAAAGCAAAUGCUACAUAUUAAACCGAAUUCGGAGCAUGCCAUAUAAAUCUCGUGUUGUGUACAAUUAAGUGAAACAAAAUAAUCAAACACGCAAAUGGAACAUACAACGAAAGAUCGUUUGAUGAGUUAAAUUUUAAGCAGUUUCGUUGUGCUGGACAACAACAACAACAACAAAAACAAAAACAAGAAGAACAAAAAACAAAACAAAACAACGACACACCGAGAACAAGAACAACGAGUGUUAGAAUACAACUGCAAUAGGAAGAGUAACAGUAGGCGCGCCAAUAGGAAGCGUCGACUCAGCAGAGAAGAGAAGUAGAAGGAACAAUACGCACCGUUAUGUUUGUAAUGGCUAACAAUGUAAUGUGGCACAGUGUUGGAAAUCGUUUUUGCAAUUUGAAUGCGCGCCGCCUACAAUUAGCAGCCGCCAGCAGCGGUCAGGCAAACGCCGCCGAAAAGAGCAUUUCUGGUUAUGCAUUAGGCCCCCAAAGGUUUGGGGGCACCAUCACCAAUAGAAGCAGCAGCAACUGGGACAGCAGCGUAACGCGGCCAAAGUCACAAGAUCAAGAACUACAAAAACAACAACAGCAACAACAACAACAACAAAAGCAACAGCAACAACAGCGGCGGCCGCAGAGGCAAAAGCUUCUAGUGAAAAAGAUGUCUAGUGAAGUAGUGUUGUGAAAUGCCAAAAGUUAAAAAGCAGCAACAGAAGCAGCAACAUAAGAAGCAAAAGAGCAACAAAAACUUAGCACCAGUAAAAAGCAUCCCCCGCCCCCGCUCCCGUCUAAAGCAUAAAAAUUUAGUUUUAAAACAAUAUACCGCAUAUAUAAUAAAAAUAUACAAAUAUUACAAAUAUUAUUUGGUGAGCAAUAAAAUUUGUAAAAAUGCCCAUGUCCACGCACGACACGGUCUUUGUGGAACCUGUCGUCAGCAGCGGCAGCAACAGCAACAGCAGCAGCAACAGCAACAGCAUCAGCAGCAGAAUUGGCAUCAGUGGGCCACAACAGCAUACGCCGCACAUUGUCAUCGAUGGGAGCAGCCUCACAACGCAGGCGCAGCUGAAGCGCACGAUGCAGCGGCGCAUGUCCAUUCAAGCGCAGCCCGCUCAAAAGUACGCGGUGCGUACGACAGCCACGCAACAGCAGCAUAUGGCACACCACCAGCAGCAGCAGCAGCAGCAGCAUGAACUGCUUAAUCCGCAAAUCUACAAGAUUGUCACUACCGAUGGCAGCACUAGCAAUGUCAUCAUCGAUACCUCCGCCGCGGCGCCGCCACAUAACUCCAAGCUAUUGCUUAGUAAUCUCACGGUGCUGUCCAAGCAGGCGCCAUCCAUGUCCUCCCAGCAGCAGCAGCAGCAGCAGCUUAACUAUGUCAACGCCAAGAAUUUGCCCUAUGUGACAGCCACGCCCGCAAUUAAGCAGCAGCAGCAGCAACAGCAAAAGUUUGGCACUGUCAGCGCCUACAAAACCGUGGCUGCUGGCGCCAAUACAAAACAAUUGCAGGGCUAUGCGCAGGCAACGCAGCAGGCAACAACAACAACAACAACGCCGCUUAUGCAAAAGGUGACGUUGGGCUCCCGUGUUGUAACGCGUCUGCAAUCGUAUGUGCCGCCGCAGCAGCAACAGCAUCAGCCGCAGAUAAUUGUGCAGCCAGCAGCAGCAGCAGCGUCGCAGCAGAAAUAUGUGAAUGCUGUGGCUAAUCGGCCGGCGAUAACGACAGCAGCGGGCGGCGCAGCUGCGGCGCUGCUCAAGAAGGCUAAUCAAAAGAUAACUGUUAAAAGUGUUGGCAAUAUGUUGCAGCAACAUCACCCACAACAACAACAACAGCAGCAGCAACAACAACAACAACAACAGCAGCAGCAGUUUAAAGCUUUUAUCUCGUCACAGCAGGCAACACACAAAGCAGGAGUCAAAACCAAAUUUGUCAAGCAAUACAACAGCAUUGGCAGCGCAGCUACCGGACUGUCCAUUGCUGCCGUCCCUCAGCAACAGCAGCAGCAGCAGCAGCAGAAUGUCUACGCCAAACAGCAGCAGCAGCAGCAGCAGCAGCAGCAGCAGCAGCUGACGCCCAACAAGCUUGGCAAACUGACUGCUGGCAGCAACACAAAGUAUGUCUUGCAACAGCAGCCGCUUCAACAGUUGGCCGCCAAUUUGCCGCAGGGCACACAGCUGCAGCAGAAGACAACAUCGGCCACGGGCGGCUACAUGCUGCAGCAGUCCACACCGGGCGCCAUUAAGUUUGUCAAUUCGCACGGCACCGUCAUACAGCAGCAUCAGCCGCAGGGUCAGCCCAAGCGUAUCCACUACAACAGCAGCAGCAGCAGCGACAGCAGCAGCACUGAUCAUCAGCAACAGCAGCAGCAUCACCAUCAAUCGUCGCUGAUCACCGAUGAUGUGAUGAUUGUGAAUGGCACGCAGAUGACAGACGAGUUGUCGGCACGCAUUUUGCAGAGCAUGGCCCAAAAAUCCUUUAGUCAGCAGCAGCAGCGCUAUCAGCAGCAGACAACACCAACAACACCAACAACAGCGGCAACAAAUACAAGCAUGAGCAACAAUAAUAACAACAACAACAACAAUAAUAAUAAUAACAGCAGCAGCAGCAGCGGCAGCAGCGCAGUGACAGCAUCGUCGGGUAAUCUACUUCUGACCCACUAUCAGGCGACAACAGCCAUGUCGCCCAGCUCGUCAGCAGCAACAUUGACACCAGCUUCAUCGCCAUCGCCAUCAGCAACAGCCGCAUCAUCCGCAACAUAUCUCACGGUAACCUCCUGCAGUACACCGUCGGUGAGCAUCUCCUCGCAUGGCUUUGCCAGCGGCAGUGCCGCAAUGUCCUCGUACAUGUCGGCAACGGCGGCGCGUCGCCAAUCGGUCAGUGCGCCAAGCAGUCGGGCCACAUCGCUGGAGCGCAAACAACAACACCUGCAACACGAGGCUCUCACGGCAGCAACCAUCCGCAAACCGCCACCCAAUGUGGUCGAGUAUUAUAAGCACAGCCUGAGCCACAGCAGCAGCAGCAGCAGCAGCAUUAACAAUCUGACCGGCAGUCUGCGCACCAAUUCCAAUACGAGUCUGCACACGGCGCCACAUUUGCCGCCAGUGCACGUGGAGGCAACGUCGCUGAUGUUGAAGACCCAGCCGCAACAACAGCAGCAGCAACAACCACAUUCGCAGCAGCCGCAGUUGAACGCAAACGAGGAGGAGCUGUACAUUGAGGAGGUGCGACCAGUGCCUGUGCACACACAGGAUUUGCGUUUGCAGCAACUGCAUGCUAUAAUGCAGGAUCACACGUACGCCUCCCAGCAACAGCAGCAGCAGCAGCAACAACAACAGCAGCAGCAGCAGCAGGCAGCAAGUGGAACUGGAUCCACAUCCGCGCAGCAACAGCAGCCACAGCAAUGGUCCCUUGGCGGCAUUGGCGUAACGGUGGCAGGCGCAGCACCAGCUCCAGGCAGCUAUAGCAGCUACUUUGGGCAGCAGCUUGGACGUCAUGUGCCCGAUGAUGAUGCUCACUCGGCUAUAAGCGGCAGCUCUCGUCUGGCCGGUGCCGACAUCGAUCCCGGCGAGGAGACGGAAACGGCGCCCGAAGCGGAAGCUGAGGAUGAUUCAGUUACGCGCUGCAUAUGUGAACUAACCCACGAUGAUGGCUAUAUGAUAUGCUGCGACAAGUGCUCCGCCUGGCAGCACGUGGACUGCAUGGGCAUUGACCGUCUCAACAUACCCGAAGAGUAUCAGUGCGAGCUGUGCCAGCCGCGACCCGUCGACAAGGCCAGAGCACGUGCGCUACAGCGUCAAAAGCGACGGGAGCAUAUGCUGCUGGUGGCCACACAGGCGGCAAGUGGUGCGCCCACAUCAGCAGUUGCCGCUGCAGCCGCCGCCGCCGCUUCAGCCGCGGCAGCAGCCAAUUCACUGGGCGCCGGAGCAACAGCAGCGGCUGGUGGACUAUUGUACAACAGCCAAGAGCUGCAGCAACACCAGCAGCAGCAACAGCAACAGCAGCGGCUGGGAGCCGGACCCAAUGGCGGCUUUGGCACUGGCGCUGCUGUCGGCAGUCUAAAUAAGAAAUCGAAGAAAACCAAAGAUGGCGCCGCCGCUACGCUCAAGAAGAGCAAGAAGAGCGGUGAUAAACUGAAUGCCAGUGGCGGCACGGCCGGCGGCGGCACAGCCAGCACCAAGUCGGCAAAGAAGAGCAGCAAGCGCAAGAGCAAAUCCAAUGGCGAUGGCAGCGGCGGCGGCAGCAGUCCCGCCCUGACCGCCGCCGAGAAGCAUGCGGCCAAUUUGCGUCAAUGGAUCGAACACUAUGAAUACGCGGUCACAAAUCAUUAUUCGCCGGAGCUGCGCGCCCGCCUGCACGCCAUACAGAAGCAGCCAAGCCUGCUGCAGAGCAUACAGAAUACGGAGAAUAAGGCGUUGCGUCUGAUUGCCGGCGGCUGUGCCAGCGAACUGGAGAAGCGCGCCCAACUGAUACCCUAUGCGGGUGCCAAGGUGUUGAUCAGCAGCAUUGACCUGGCGCCGCAUGCGCCCAUUCAUGAGCUACGCGGUAAAUACAUGCUGACCACACAGUUUCGCACACAGAAUCCCACCGUGAACAUGAAUACGCCGCCGCCGAGCAACUAUUUGAACAGUUUCAAGGUGCACAAGACGCCUGGACAGUUUGUGUUCUUCUAUCAGCUGCCCGGCGUCGAGACGCCCAUGCAAACGCAUGCCCAGAUGGCACAACAGCAUCCGCCACCACCGCUGCCCGCCUACCUCAAGGGACCCGAGGUCUGUGUCGAUACGCGCACCUAUGGCAACGAUGCGCGCUUCGUGCGCCGCUCCUGCCGUCCCAACGCCGAACUGCAGCAUUAUUUCGAGAAAGGCACAUUGCAUCUGUAUAUUGUGGCGCUGACGCACAUCCGGGCACAGACCGAGAUAACGGUACGGCAUGAACCGCACGAUUUGGCCGCCGUCGAACAGAAGAAAUCCCAUUCGGCGGUCAUACAGCCGACGAGCACGCGCUGUGCCUGUGAUCUGGGCAGCGAUUGCCUGUUUGCCCUGCCGCUCGCUGUCCAACAGCAGCUGCAGGCGCCGCCCGCCCAGCCGCGCAGCAGUCAUCGCAACAAGGCGGCUGCUGCUGCAGCGGCAGCGGCAACAGCUGCCAACAGCGCGGCAGCCAUACAGCUUACCAUGGGCCUGGGCAGCAGCACGGUGGCGGCAGCAGCAGCAGCGGCAGCGGCAACAGCACGCAAUCGUUCCACCUCCUCGAGCGGCGAGAGCAGCAGCCAUAUGGGCCUUAACAGUCCGCAGUUGAGUCAGUUGAAUUUGGGCUUUAAGCCCAGUUCGGCGGCCCUGGUGACGGCAACAGUUGGCACCGGAGUAACGGCGACGGCAUCAGCGACAGCAGCUGCAACAGCUGCUGCUGCAAUGCUCUGCAGUAGCAAUAGUAAUGGCGGCAACAGCAACAAUUCGUGUUCCGUUUCUAUGUCCAGUGUGCUGCAUGAUUCCGGAAUCUGUACGUCCUCCUCGUCGCCAUCGGUGUCCAUUCCAUCGCCCACACCGACGCAGUUACAGUCGCCUACAUUGCAGCUACAGCAUCAGCAACAUCAGCAACAGCAGCAACAACAACAGACAUCACUGCUACAGCGCAGUCCGACACAGCAACAGCAGCAAAUACUCGCAGCGCUACCCACGCCCAUGUUGCUAUCUCCACAAUUGAUGCAAAAGCCGACACAGCAGCAACCUUCGCUGUUGCAGACACAACAGCAACAGGAACCGUUGGCGGUAAUUGCAGCUGCAGCUGCGGCACAGCAGCCGAUGACCACGUACUAUCUACAGCCGCAGCAGCAGCAGCAGGUGAAUGUGCAGCAGCAACAGCAACAAGCGCAGCAGCAGCAACAACAACAGCAGCAACUACAACAACAGCAACAAACACAGCAACAGCAGCAGCAGCAGCAGCAACAGCAACAACAGCAGCAGCUGCAACAUUACGCACAGCAGCAGCAACAGUUGGCUGAUGAGGCACGGAUAGCGGUUAGUGCGCUACAAACGUUGCAUGCUACGCCCACAGCACACAUUGUUACCCCCAUCAAGGUAUCAGCAGCAGCAACGCAGUCGUUGAAUCAAGUACAGCAGCAACAGUUGUCGCCACAGCAGCAACCGACACAGGCACAGCUAUAUCAGCCAGCAGUAUCGCCCACUAAAACGCCUACGAAAGCGUCCUUACAACCCAACAACAACAAUAACAACUGCAGCAGCAAUAACAACAACAAUAAUAAUAAUGCAACGCCAGCGGCACGCAAAACGCCCGCAAAAGCGGCAACAGCAACACCAACAACAAUCAGCAGCCCCUCGCAGGAUGCCAAGGAGGAGGAGACCACGCCCGCAUCAACAGCUAGCACACCGGCAACAUCGACGCCCGCCACCAAAAAGGACAAACCAAAAUCUCGCGAGGAACGCAAGCUGGAGGCCAUAUUGCGUGCCAUUGACAAAAUGGAGAAGCAGGAGGCGCGCGGCAAGAAGGCAGGCGGAGCAGCUGCCGGCGCGGACAGUCGCCAGUUGGGCGGCAAGCAGCGUGCCAGCAAUUCGCCAGCAUCGCCACGGAAACGCAAUGCGAGCAGCAAUUCCAUAAGCGAGUCGGCCGACUCCAGCGCAAUGAGCAUGGGCACGCCCACUACCAGCAACAACAACAACAACAGCAAGGCAAAGCGCAAUAAAAAGAAGCGCAAAGUAAGUCGCAGCUACAACAACAACAACAAUAACAACAAGCGCAGAAAAAGCCUGAGCGAAUCGGAUGCUGAAUCGCAUACCGAGUCGGAGCUAGCUUCACCAGCCCUACAGCAGCAUCAUAACAACAGCAGCAACAUCCUGCAGCAGCAGCAGCAGCAGCAACAGCAACAAUCGACGGAUCAAGAUGCUGACUUGCUGCUGGCGCUGGCGCACAAUAACUGCGAGCCCUUCAAGCCGCCGGCAGCAGCAACAUCUGCUGUUAGCAGCGCCUGUUUGCUAAUUGAGGCUGCGAUGGGUCCACUGGAGCAACAGCCGCCGCCACAGCAGCAGCAGCAGCAGCAGAUGCAAUUGCUAGUGAAUCCGUUGCAGUCACCUUCAGUUGGCGAGUUCAAGUAUCCGCCCAGUGGUGCCAAGACCAAGAAAACGCUCAUGUCCAGCUGGUUUCAAUCGGAGCAAUGCGAGCACCAGCAACAAUCCGGCCUGGACAGCCUGGUGCAGGCGGCCAUGAGCGAAAUAAACGGCUCCAGGGAGCAACUGCAACAGCAACAGCAGGUGCAGCAAAUUCCCCAACAGCAAAUGCAAUUGGAUGCGCCAGCUCCAGCUCUUCUCAAGGUGGAACAGUUUAUACAUCAAGUGGAGGCCACAGAGCGCUCACAGAUGCCUUCGGUGCAGAACAAUUCGUCGGUUAAGAAGCGCUGGCUGCGACAGGCCAUUAGCGAGGAGACUACCGAUGAGAUUCAGACCCAGGCGCUGGUUACGCCAACGCCCAGCAUAUCGCCGCAACAGCAGCAACAGACUUCGCCGCUGUUGUCCAAUGGUUUUAGCACGCCGCUAAAGAAGCGACGUCUGGUGGUCAUCAGCAACGGAGGCCUCGAGGCGACGGCAGCCGAGGAACCGCAUAUCGAUGUCAUUGGCAGUGCCGGCGAGGAGGAGCAUAAGGUGGAGCAAUUGGUGCCGAAAACUGAGCACUUGAAAGUCGAGACAGCGCAGCACUUUGAGCAGGAUGACGAUGUCGACAUCUUGCGCUCGCCCAGUCCAGGCACACAGCAAAUUGUGGCCGAGGACAAUCUGGUCAAGAUCGAGCCAGAGGACACGAGUGCCGCAGCGGAGGAUGUCAAGAUUGAUGUGGAGCGUGAGGAGAGUCAGGCGUGCGAUAAAUUCGAGGAGCUGCUUAAGGUCAAGCGCGAGCAGGAGGAACAACAACAACAACAGCAGCAGGAGCAGCACCAGCAACAACAACAGGAGCAGAAACAACAGGAGCAACCCAAGGCAGAGACUUUGACAGAGGAGCAGCAACGGCUGGCAAAAAUUGAGCCUAAGCUAGAGAUUAAACCAGAGCCAGCGGCUCAAACGAUUUCCAGCAAAGUCGCGCCAAUUCCAGAGCCCAAGCCAGGUGAAUCACUGUUGCGCACAGCGGCAGCAGCAGCAGCAUCAUCAGCAGCAGCAGCAGCAAUACCAGCAGCAACAGCAACAACAACAAUAACAACUGUAGCGCUUGUGGAUUCUGUAAAGCCUGCUAUCAAGGCGCGCAUAACACCUGUGAAAGAAGAAGAGGAGCCGCUCAAAAAGAAGCCUAAACUGGAAGUGAACUCAACUCCAGCAGCAACAACAGCAGCAGCUACUAAAGCAAUAGCAACACCCACGUUGGCAACACCCACGUUAGCGAUUGAAACGCCUGCAGCAAGCACCAAAAAUCUGACCGAACUGGAUAUACAAGAACGCUUGUUAUCCUUCCAUGCGGAGAAUAUAUCCUACUUGCAAUCGCGCAACAAGAAGGCAACCAGCAGCAGCAGCAACUCCUCCAGCAAGGGCAACAGCAGCAACGUUGCUGGCGUAGAUCUGCCCGCCAAGAAGUCGAGCAAGGAGAAGGAUGAGAAGCGCGAACGCGACAAGCAGCUGAAGAAGUCGAAAAAGGAUAAAAAGAAGUCCAAGGAGAAGGACAAGCUGAAGGCAGCUGCCAUCGCCGCUUUGGUGGCGGCGGCGCCGCCUGAGCCCAAAAAGAAGCAGCCCAAAGAGAGCAAACAGCAGCAGCAAUUGUCAGCAAUAGUUGCAGCUGCAACACCUGCAGCAGCAGUGGCAGCGGCGGCGACGACAAUUACAGCAGCAACAGCCAUAGCCAAUGGUAAGACGAAGCACAACAGCAACAUGCUCGAGCAACAGCAGCAACAAUCGGCGCUGCGCCGUCGCACCAUGUCUAUGUGCAUUACGCCUGCCACGCCCCCAACAGCUAUAGUGCCCACAUCAGCAAUACUUGCCACAACGAAGAAGCGCCAAACCAACUUUGAGCAGGAGCUAACCAAACCCAACAGCCAAAUACUCAGCAGCAGCUUAUUGCUCAACAGCAGCAAAGCACCGCAGCAACAUCUACUACAAGCAACAACAACAGCAGCAGUAGCAGCAGCAGUUGCCACGACCCCAACAGCACAGCAGCAGCAUCGCAAGGAAAACAACCAUCAUCAUCACCAUCAUCAUCAGCAGCAGCAGCAGCAGGAGGCAGUUGGUUCAAUGAGCCUGGCGGCGGCCAUAGCCAGCGGCAAGUUGACGCCCAUCAGUCGGCGGCGGGAGUCUAUGUGCGGCAGUCGCCAGCAGGCGGCGCUCAUAGCGGCAGCGAUCAAAAAGGAGAAAAAGGAAAAGAAAAAGAGCAAGAAGAAGGAUCGUGAGAAGAAGCAAAAGGACAAGGAUAAAGACAAGGUGUCGACCAAGACCAAGGGUAACAAUAAACAAAAAGUGCAACAGCAACAGCCACCAAACGCUAUAAAUGCAACAAUGUCCAAGCCGGCACUCGUUAAGGCAGCUCUGACUAAGCCAAUCAUGCCCACUGUACAAUCCGUACCCAUAUCAGCAGCCCCAAUACCCGUGCUGAUAACACAACCCACACUCGCAACACCAGCCGCCAUGUCCAUGCCCAUGUCGAUGUCGGUGCCCCUUGUGGUUGCCGGCAGCGCUUGCUCGGCGGCUAAGCAAUUGCCGUUUUACAAUACGAUUUAUGGCAAACUGCAAGAGCCACCCGUGUUGCCAGCAAGCGCUGCUUUGGUGUCCUCGCCGAUGGCCAAAAUCAGCAGCAGCAGCAGCAUGCCCAGUUUGGCCGAGUAUUUGGAGGCCACCAAAACGAAAGCGGCGGCGUCGGCGGCGGCAGUACCAGCUGUUGCUGUUGCAUCACCCUCAACAGCUGCAGCAAUUAUCACGCCAGCAGCAGCUGCAGCCAACAGUAUGGCUAUUUCAGCGCUGGAGAGCAUGCCACCGCCGGCAACAACACCGCUUAAGCUGUACACACGAACUGCCAGCCAUGAUCCGCGCCUGAAUCCCAUGCUGACAGUGCCAGAGCCGGCGCCAAUGCCCAAGCGCAAGCUCUCCAUUAGUGAGUAUCGCAUGCGGCAUCGGCCCUCUGUGGAUACGGCGCCGACAACACCCACGACGCCAACAACACCGCCAACGGAGCGUUGCUUUGCCAAGCCGCAGACCAUCAACAAAUGUUCGUUGCAGUCACCGGAACGCUUUCAGGCGAUGCGUGAGCGUCGCAAUUCCAUAAGCGUUCAUCAAAACCAGAACAGCAACAGCAACAAUCAUCACUACCAGCAGCAGCAGCAGCAGCAGUUGUCACAGCAGCAACAGCAGCAGCAGCAAUCUUCGGCGGCCAAGAGCAACACAAAGAACUCUGUGGUUAACUCAGCGGCAGCAACGCUGAGCACGGUCAACAGCAUCCUGAGUACCGCCCACAAGUUGCACAUGUUCGACGACAAGCCCAAGGGUGGCCACUUCAAUGCGGCGCCAACGUUGCUGGAGCAGCAGCAGGAGAAGAUGAGCGAACGCUCACGUUGCCUGCAGCGCACCAUUUCCUGUGAUUCGCGUGUCAUCGAGCGCCUGGGCGCCAGCACAACAGCUGCCGGUAGCAUAGUGGAUAAAGCAGCUGCAGCGGGCUCCAGGCGAGACGGUGCCUAGGUGCAAGGCCAUAGGCUGAACAGCUGAUGGCAAUCUCCAAUUGUUGGAGUUAAAACCAGGAUAAACCAAAAAUGAAGCCCAGUUAAAUACAAUCGAAAUCUGUAUUGCUAACCAAUUGCUGGCGUAUCCACUGGAUAAUCUAUAUAUAUAUAUAUAUAUAACAUAUGCCAAGCGCGCUUUUUCCUUAUUUAUGCAAAUGUACAGAAAAUCCCGGAAGAAACGCAACGGCAGUCACAAAAAUUAAAUCCUUAUUAUUUUUGUUUGUAAACGCUAUAACUCGUUAUAAUUAAUACUACUUGAAUACAUAUAUCUCUAUAUGUUUAUAUGUAAUAGACAGCAGCAAUGUAAUUUUCAAGAAACAAAAAAAAAAAAACAAAAAACACAAAAAACGAAAAAUAAGAAAUACCUUCUGCUAAACUAACUAGUAGUUAAA